Messenger RNA from Fopius arisanus, 4189 nucleotides. It is a transcript of the gene inaE, whose product is annotated as inactivation no afterpotential E. Lineage: Eukaryota; Metazoa; Arthropoda; Insecta; Hymenoptera; Braconidae. The coding region runs from base 1012 to 4011 and encodes 999 amino acids. The transcript is spliced from 13 exons. Gene Ontology annotation, molecular function: lipoprotein lipase activity. Gene Ontology annotation, biological process: arachidonate metabolic process; diacylglycerol catabolic process. The record is from RefSeq and is a predicted model, not a curated record. Gene Ontology annotation, cellular component: cytoplasm; dendrite membrane; postsynaptic membrane.
UAUAAUUUAAUUAUCGAAUAUCAAUACAGAGAGUUGAGUUUUUGGGGUGCAGGUGACACACGAAAAUUAUCCACUUUCGUGUGGCCGUGGGGUUUCGUUUAUCAUUGAAUUUCGAGCUGUCGCGGUAAAAUAAGGGCCGAAAAAAAAAAAUAUCCAUAAAAAAUCGGUUACUUAUAUUUAUUCAGUGAGACGUUUUAUGCGAUGAAAUUGAUGUACGCAGGCGCUGGAGGCGUCAGACGCCGACGCCGUCCUGGCACCCAGAGAACAAUUAUUCCAACUGGUAUGAGCGUCAGUGCGCUCGAGGUACUAUUGCCUCACGGGCCAUGAAAAUAGAGUCUUCAUUUUUUAAUUUAUUUUCAUUGUUUUUACCCCCAAUCCGAGGCAACUAAUCGAGUGAAACUGGCACGUGACACUGUCAUCAAUUCCUCCAGGAUUAUCAAUCAAACUCGUGUGACUUUUCCCAGAUUUUCAAGUGCUUCGAGUUACUUCCGGUGUAUUGAGGUGCAAGGUGCUUAAUCGACCGGUAUUUUUUUGAGUGGAAACGAAUAAUCAAAUGAUAAAAGCCCAAGAGAAAAUGACAGAGCAGUUGAGACACGAGUGCCUGCUGGAGAAAACGGCUCUUGUUUAAUUAGAGUCUAGAACGGGGGUAAUCAGGGUAAUUGGGGAUUAAUUGAUUGGUGUAUCUGUUGCACUCGAUGCAGAUCACGUGUGAGUUUGGAUGUCAACGAUUUAUUUGGGAAAUAGUAGUGGAAAAUCGUGGCAAUCGGUCGUGCAUGAAAUCGCAUGAACUUCUGUCAGUGGAUGGAGACGAAAGAGGAAUUAAAAUCUCGACAACUCGAAUUACAUCUGCCAGAGGAUUUUGACAUCGGAGGGAGAGUAGAGUUUGAAUGGAAUCUGGACAGUGAAAAAGUUCGGGUGAACUGUAAUUAUGGGGGAUUGCGAUGACGAUCCUAGGGGCCAGGAUUUUCAUGCUGCUCUUGUUUAGUUGUAAUUGAUUAUUUCAUGUAAAUUAUGCCGGGUAUCGUCGUUUUUAGGAGAAGAUGGAGCGUCGGGAGCGACGAUCUCGUUGUACCCGGUGUUUUUCUUCUCGUUCUUCAUCUCAUUUGGGUUGUGAUCCUGGGGGUUCUCCUGGGAAUAGCAGAAUGGGACAGGAGUGUAACGUGCGUUCUACUUCUCUGGGAGUACGUUCUCGGUUACCUCGGGAUAUUCAUCACCUCGAUGGCCAUCGAAGUGGCCAUUUGCAUCCUUGCAACACGUGGAAGCAUCCUCGAUACUGUUCCAAGGGCCCCUAUGCAGCAUCUUUUGUACAUUAAAGUGGUUUUAUUAUUAUUAGAAACCGGAUGGUUGUGCGCUGGUGUCACGUGGCUUGUGUAUUAUUACACGAAUUGUCCAGCAGCUCAAGCGAAGGAAGUUAUUCUAGGAUUAGUUAUUUGCAAUUGGUGUAUAUUGGCGUCGGUGAUGGUGACGGUGUGGUGUACUUAUGACGCCGCAGGAAGAUCCUGGGUGAAGAUGAAGAAAUACCAGAGGAGUAUGAGAGAGGCUGAGUCUCGGGGUGGAAGGAUGCACUACAAACGCAGUGGAAGUAGAAAUAGAAACUGGAGACAGCGGAAAGUUAUUAGAGCGUACCAGGACAGCUGGGAUAAUCGCUGUCGGAUGCUGUUUUGCUGCAUGGGAAAUUCUGACAGGAACAGAAAUUCCUUCGCUGAUAUAGCGAGACUCUUGAGCGAUUUCUUCCGUGAUCUGGACGUUGUACCAUCGGAUGUAGUGGCUGGUCUGGUUCUUCUCCGGAAAUUUCAAAAAAUCGAGAGAGAGUUGAUAGUGAAACAGAGAAAGAAUGACACUUACGAGUUUCUCUCUGGCGUUCCAAUAACCCCGAGGACAAAGUUCCUCUCCCUCACGGAGGACGGUGAUUUGGCACAUUUUCAAGACACCAUUCACUACAUGCACUUCGCCCUGGCAGCCUACGGUUGGCCAUUAUUUUUUAUCAAUCACACAACGGGCCUCUGCCAAUUGUGCACCAGAUUGCGAUGUGGUUGUUUACCCUGCAUAAAACACGAGGACGAUGCAAUAAUCGUGGAGGACAAUUGCUGCCAGUGUAACUACGCGGCACUUCGUCGAAUGGUUGAAAUUGGAGAGAUUGAAAUUAUUUACGCGACGUUUCACGUUGACGUGGGGGAGACUCCCUUCUUCGUGGCUCUUGAUUACACGAAGAGAAAAGUUGUCAUCAGUAUUCGUGGUACUCUCAGUAUGAAGGAUGUUCUCACGGAUCUCAAUGCUGAGGCUGAGGUGUUGCCUCUGAAUCCACCGAGAGAUGACUGGCUCGGGCACAAGGGGAUGGUUCAGGCUGCCGAGUACAUCAGGAAGAAAAUCUACGACGAGCAGAUCAUCUCCACGGCUUUUGCAAAGGAUUUAACGAGGGGAACGGAUCAAUUCGGUUUGACACUCGUGGGGCACUCGCUGGGUGCAGGAACUGCCUCGAUCCUGGCGAUACUUCUGAGACAGGAGUAUCCAGACCUCGUGUGCUACUCCUACGCACCCCCUGGAGGCCUUCUCAGCAUGCCAGCUCAGCAGUACACCCAGGAGUUCAUAACGUCAGUUGUAGUUGGCAAGGACGUCGUCCCCAGGAUUGGACUCAGACAGAUGGAGAGUCUCCGUGCCGAUCUGAUAAACGCCAUAAAACGCAGUGUCGAUCCCAAAUGGAAGACAAUUGCUUGCUCAGUGAUCUGCUGUGGAUGCGGAUCCACACCGACAUCAGCUGCUAAUUUGGAGGCCGGUGGAUGCAUUGCUGAGUACCAGAGGGAUAAGGAUCAGGCGAGGGCACAGGGAAUCGUUCCCAGUGACUCCAGCAUUGCCCUCACCCUUCACACUCCACUUUAUCCACCUGGCAGGAUCAUACACGUAGUCAGACAUCAUCAGAGCAAGGGAGAGCCGAAGUACGAGUCCAGGUGGAGGAAUUUCUUGAGAAAAAGAGAGCCGGUUUAUCAGGCACUCUGGGCUGGUCCUGGUGAUUUUGAUGAAGUCCUCAUCAGUCCGGUGAUGAUCCAGGACCACAUGCCAGAUACUAUGCUGAAGGCUCUUAAUAAGGUGUCAGCGGACAGGCAACAUUUUACUGAGAUUGGAGGAACCAGGGUGACUGACGACAGCUGUGACAGGAGGUGCGACGAUUCACCGAUUCCACUUCAGCAUCACCGUGACGCCGACGUCUAUGCCACCACACCCUCUUCCUGCCACGAUACCAGGUUCAAUCAUCCUCUCAGUUGGGAGUACACACAGAGGAUUGCACCUCUUGCGACACCAGAGACAAUGUCUGAGGCGAGCAAUCCACCGUCACCCUUGCCCCUCACCAGGCCCAUAAGGAGAACACCUAAAAUACCUGGCAAUCUUUCCACUGCUGCUGAUGAUUUCAGGAGUAAUUUGCACUUUGCCAUGCUCACUGUUAAGAAUUGUAGUUUCAGGGAUGAUAACCCUGGGGGUAGUAAUAGCAGUAGUGGAAAUAGUGAAGCUAGUUUCGAGACUGCCAGGAGCAACAGACAGCCACCACCACCUGUACCACGGAGGAGGGACUCUGUUAUUUUGACGAGGGAACACAACGUCUGUACAGCAGCCUGUUGUCGAGACGAUCACUCAGAGGUCUCGACCCCGUCCUCAUCUCACUCGGUCAUAAUAACUGAGACCUGCCACCGAGUCCAGAUUGAUUUUCCGUAUGCAGAGAGGGUGGCAUCCAACCUGGACAUCUAUGAGACCAAACGAGAGACACCCGACGUCUUCCUGAGCGUUAGAAAUUCCCCGGAGUGCAAACGCCUGAUGGCACCAGCAACAGAUCUUGGAGCUGAAUGGAAAAAACGUUUUGACACGAGCACUGGGAUCUCCGGUGAUGCCUCACUACCUCUGCUACGAGGUCUAUCCCCGAGCCCUGGGCACACCCAGCACACAUCACCCUUCUUCAACGCCAAGAGGAAGAAAUACGUCUAUCCUAUUACCCUGGUGGGCAGGGGCGAGAGCAGUGUCUAACGUUUUAAUUCUGUAAUCGAGUGGCAGAGGAUAACAAGUGCAUUUACUAAACGCAUAAAAAUUCCAAGAAUAUCUCCGAAUCUGACAGAGAUACAGAAAUUUUUGUAAUUGCCUUUUUUGAGGCUCUCAACGUACCCCACAAAAAAGGUUCUCAGACAAAUUUCGAUAUCUCUCGUUG